Molecule: messenger RNA, 950 nt
Organism: Pygoscelis adeliae (Adelie penguin)
Lineage: Eukaryota; Metazoa; Chordata; Aves; Sphenisciformes; Spheniscidae
Gene: RPL8
Product: ribosomal protein L8
Exons: 7
Coding region: 1-909 (302 amino acids)
Biological process (GO): cytoplasmic translation
Cellular component (GO): cytosolic large ribosomal subunit; ribosome
Molecular function (GO): RNA binding; structural constituent of ribosome
Source: RefSeq, a predicted model, not a curated record
AUGCGUGAGGAAGGGCUCCAACAGGCUCCAACAGGCACCGUCCUGUGGAACUGUGGAACGCCAGAAGAGUUGAACACAGACGAGUGGCCUGUGCUUCGCCAGGAUGCUGAGGGCGAUUUAGCGGCAAAAACUAACAGCACUCCUGCCCCCGCAACUGAAGCCAACAGGGACCAUAAAUCGAAGCCUCCAGAUAUUCACACUCGGUGUAUCCAUGUCAACCGAAGGCGUAGCACAAGUCGAUUAGGACCACUAAGCACGUCUACGUUCCAACAGGACAUCAUUCAUGAUCCUGGCCGAGGCGCUCCCCUGGCCAAGAUUGCCUUCCGUGACCCAUACAGGUUUAAGAAAAGAACCGAGCUUUUCAUUGCUGCUGAGGGUAUUCAUACCGGUCAGUUCGUUUACUGCGGCAAGAAAGCUCAGCUGAACAUUGGCAAUGUUCUACCUGUUGGCACCAUGCCAGAAGGCACCAUCGUGUGCUGCCUCGAGGAGAAGCCUGGUGACCGUGGAAAGCUGGCCCGUGCUUCUGGAAACUAUGCCACCGUUAUCUCUCAUAACCCUGAAACAAAGAAAACCAGAGUGAAGCUGCCUUCUGGCUCCAAGAAAGUGAUUUCUUCUGCAAACAGAGCUGUUGUUGGAAUUGUUGCUGGUGGAGGCCGUAUUGACAAGCCCAUCCUGAAGGCUGGCCGUGCCUAUCACAAAUACAAGGCGAAGAGGAACUGCUGGCCGCGUGUCCGUGGUGUGGCCAUGAAUCCUGUAGAACAUCCCUUUGGUGGUGGUAACCAUCAGCACAUUGGCAAACCUUCAACCAUCAGGAGAGAUGCUCCUGCUGGGCGCAAAGUUGGUCUCAUUGCUGCCCGUCGUACGGGUAGACUGCGUGGAACAAAGACUGUGCAGGAAAAGGAGAACUAAAGACCCAGUAUGGAGUUCACAGAAUAAAUUUUUAAAACAUA